AUGGCACCACAAAGCAAAAGGGUUCUCAUUCUUGGGGUGACUGGUGUUAUUGGUCAGGUCUUGACUUGUGCUAUUCUUAAUGCCCAAGAUGUUUUUGAUCGUGUUGGGGUCUUGACCUCGGCAGCCACUGCUGCAUCCAAGUCGGAACUUUUGAAUUCGUUCCGCGCACGCGGCGCAGAUGUCAUUAUUGGCGACAUUAAUGAUGAAGCGUUCAUGUUCAACACUUUUCAAGGCUUUGAUACAAUAGUGUCUGCUCUAGGACGAUCCGCAAUUGAAUUACAGAUCGAUCUCAUAAGAAUCGCCAAUGCCUCUCCCAGUAUUACAAGAUUCAUACCCUCCGAGUACGGCACCGACAUAGCCUUUGAUGCCACCUCGGCUUCUGAAAAGCCGCAUCGAGCAAAACUCAAGGUCCGCGCCUUUCUCGAAUCCGAUGCCGUCCAGCACCUAGCAUACACAUAUCUCGUCACGGGACCAUUCGCCGACUUGUACGCGGGUGACAUGAGCUCCGAACCUCAACUCGGGAGCUUUAAUGUAGCCCGGAAAGAGGCCACGCUCUUGGGGGAUGGAAAAGGUCCUUUGGGUCUCACCACCAUGGCCGACGUAGGACGCUUUCUCGUGGCUAUUCUCAAAAAUCCAAAAGUGUGCGACGGCAAAGCAAUCAAAGUAAACUCGUUUACGUCGACUCCAGAAGAGAUACUCGCAGAGAUGGAGCGGCAAACUGACACCAAGUGGAAUGUUCAAUACACACCACUAGAUGCGCUGCGUCGAAAUGAAAAGGAUGCAUGGAAUCAAGGAAACCCACUGGCCAGUCUGUACACGUUGAGGAGGAUCUGGACCGAGGGCAAGACUCAAUGCGAGAACACGGAUAAUGAGUCGAUUGGUAUAUGCAAAACGGAUACACUCGAAAUGGUUGUGCAAUCUAUACUAUCCAAUCCGAUUUCAGGUUUUCAAAGUGGCAAGCUGUAG
Molecule: messenger RNA, 966 nt
Organism: Pestalotiopsis fici W106-1
Lineage: Eukaryota; Fungi; Ascomycota; Sordariomycetes; Amphisphaeriales; Sporocadaceae
Exons: 2
Coding region: 1-966 (321 amino acids)
Source: RefSeq, a predicted model, not a curated record